Messenger RNA from Pteropus alecto (black flying fox), 2651 nucleotides. RefSeq names its product proline rich 14 (gene PRR14). Gene Ontology annotation, cellular component: nucleoplasm. The record is from RefSeq and is a predicted model, not a curated record. Lineage: Eukaryota; Metazoa; Chordata; Mammalia; Chiroptera; Pteropodidae.
ACCAUCUGGUCCAGGGCUGGGGAGAGCGCUGGGCGGGGAUCCGAGGAGGGAGGGGGUCUGUGGGCGGGACCUCCCGGGAUUGGAGUGGAGGGGGUAUCUGCUUGACAGUGGAUCCCCGGGGAUCUGGGCUGAGUUCGUGAUGCUGAAGCUCAGUCCGCCCAUGUCUGAGAGGAGCUUUGCGGAGCCAAAGCUCACAGGGAGAGCAGGAUCCUUGCGCGGCGUCUGAUUGGAGGAACCGAGCUGUAGGAUUUUUUCCGCAUGGAUCCAGUCUAGGGGAUCUGGUGGGGCAGAGGGGGCCGUCGGUGUGUGGAAGUAUUGCUUCGAAGUCCUUGGCCAUUCGCUGGGAGUGGAUGAAGAUCAGAGUGAUCCGGUGGAAACUGAGCCUCCCAGGACCGGGAUCCCAGCUGAUCCCGGGUUAUCUCAGGGCAGAAUCUACAGGGACAAAGGCCCCAGGAGGCUCAGGCUGUGGGAGAAGUGGGGCCACUGCAAUUCAGGUUCUCUAAGCAAUUGCCAAGCAGGACGCGAGCGAUCGCUGAUCUCGGCUGCGGCGGCGGCGGCGGCGGCGGCGGCGCCGGCGGCAGUGGGGAGACACCCGCUCGCGAGGGCCGACCGGGGGCGCCCUUUCGCGCCCCAGGUCUCCGGCCUGUGAGCUACCGGGAGCUGCGGGCGGACCAUGAAGGGUGGAGCCCCAAGGGAAGGGCUGGCCUUCACUCCCCAAUCCCCUGCUCCCCCCUCCUCCCCAGGCUGCAGCCUGGGAUCCCCCAGGGACUCCCCGUAGCCGCCGCUUCCCCCAUGGACUUGCCUGGGGACUCCAGCCCUCCUAGUCGGCCACGUCUGUGCCGCCAGCCCCUGGCUCGAGCAUUAUGGGGAGCCAGAAGCCCGAAACGGGCAAGGCUACAGACCCUGGUAGCCCCUUCACCCUUGGAAAAGGCCUCUCGGCGGGUCUUGGCCGUGGUGCUGGAAGAUGUCAUGGCUGCCCAUAUGGUCCCCCUAGUGCCCCGAGAGGAUACCUCCACUGCACAGCACGCCAGCAGCCAUCGGGAUUCUGUCCACAACCAGCCACCUGCCUUGCCACCCCAACAGGCCAUGUGGUCGUCCCAGGCCAGGCCUACUGACCCACUGAACUUAUGCCGAGAGCCCUUGAGUCGUGUCCACCGGCCUCCUUCCACCCUGAGGCGUCGAUCAAGGACAACCCCUGGCCCAGAGGAGGUCCCUUCACGAGAGGUGGACCGGGCCCCCCAGCCCACCUUGGUGGUGAUGCUAGAAGACAUUGCCAGCCCCCGACCCCCCACUGAGGGUUUCGCUGACGAGGCUCCCAGCUUCAUCAUCCCAGCGAGAAGAGCUGAGUCCAUGAAGAUGGUUAACCAGCCAGUGCCUCCACCCAGGGACCUGGAACCCCCAUUCCAGCCAUCUGUCCUGCCUGCAGACCCUUUGGAGAACCCAUCACCAGCCCCAGAUCCUGUUCUGGAGCCCCCAUCGACCCCACCGCCGUCCAGCCUUUUACGCCCCCGCCUCAGUCCCUGGGGCUUGGCCCCGCUAAAAAAACGCUCCAAGCAGAGCUUUGCUGACAUCUUCCUCACACCCAACAAAGCCCCACAGCCCCCGCCCCCAUCAGCCCCCAUGAAGUUGGAGUUGAAGAUUGCCAUCUCAGAGGCCGAGCAGUCCAGGGCUGCUGAGGGUACUGCAUCUGUCAGUCCCCGCCCCCCUAUCCGCCAGUGGCGGACCCAAGACCACAGUACCCCUGCACCUCUCCCUAAGCCCUCUCUGGGCCGAAGCCACUCCUGCCCUGAUCUGGGGCCCCCUGGCUCAGAUACCUGCAGCUGGCCCCCUGCUCCACACCACCCAAGCCGGCCACGGCCCCGGCGACACACUGUAGGUGGUGGAGAGAUGGCCCGAGCCCCGCCACCCCCUCGACCCUGUCUCCGGAAAGAGGUCUUCCCUCUUGGAGGAGUGGGAGGCUCUCCUCCCCUCGUCACAUCUUGCUCGUCCACCGCAUCCACUUCCUCCUUCUCUGAACCUGCAGAACCCAGAUUGGGGUCAACCAAGGGGAAGGAGCCAAGAGCCUCAGAGGACCAGGUGCUUUCAGACCUGGAGACCAAGACCAUGGGAAAGGUUUCUCGAUUCAGAAUACGCAAGACCCCAGCCCGUCCUCAACUAAACCUUACACCAAUGGGGCUGCCUCGACCGAUCAGGUUGAACAAGAAAGAGUUCAGCUUGGAAGAAAUUUACACCAACAAGAACUACCAGUCGCCCACAACCAGGAGGACCUUUGAGACCAUCUUUGAGGAGCCCCGGGAGCGCAACGGGACUCUGAUUUUCACCAGCUCAAGGAAGCUGCGGCGGGCUGUAGAAUUUCGGGACAGUAGCCUUCCUCGAUCCCGGCGACCAUCUCGUGGGGUGCGGGCUGCAACUGGCAAGACUCUUACUCCCAACCUGGCCCCCAGCCCAGAUGUGGGAACCCUGCUACAGCAGCGGCUGGAGGAGCUGGAUGCCUUACUCCUGGAAGAGGAGGAAGUGGACAGGGAGCAGCCCCAUUGGACCUAGGAGCUCCAUCUGUUUAUCUGUACAUCCAUCCUAGAGGGAAGGGAAGCCUCUGAGACCAUUUUAUUUUUUUCUCUAUAUUUCUAGUAAAGUUUUUGAUAUGUUUCUGA